Molecule: messenger RNA, 2049 nt
Organism: Vidua macroura (Pin-tailed whydah)
Lineage: Eukaryota; Metazoa; Chordata; Aves; Passeriformes; Viduidae
Gene: ZDHHC21
Product: zinc finger DHHC-type palmitoyltransferase 21
Exons: 10
Coding region: 946-1743 (265 amino acids)
Biological process (GO): peptidyl-L-cysteine S-palmitoylation; protein targeting to membrane
Cellular component (GO): endoplasmic reticulum; Golgi apparatus
Molecular function (GO): protein-cysteine S-palmitoyltransferase activity
Source: RefSeq, a predicted model, not a curated record
UCCCCUCCAGCAUUGCUGUUGUCUGUGCAGGGAGCUGGGUAGAGGAACCCUGGGCAGACUUGCCGGGUACCUCCAGCUGUGAAAUAAGGAAAUGAUGCUGUCGCUUUCAUGCAGGUCCAGGGUGCUGGUUGCCCUGUAAAGGAGGAGGAGGGUGUUUGCUGGUAUUGAGGUGGUAGUAGGAGAGGCACGAGGUUUUGAUUAAGUGUGUGUUCCAACAGCGCGGCAGAAGGAAAUGCAAUGGCCUUGGCGUCCCUUGGUUUCGCAGUUCAAUUUCCCAGCUCUAGUAGUUAGUCAGAUGAAAUAGUAGGUCUUCGUUCGCCUCAGAUUGCUGGUCCAAACAGUAAUGUUUUUAAAGUAACGUACAUUAUCUCUCUACAAGUGGCUGUUUGGUCAGCAGUAGGUGAAGAUAGUUUUGAUGGACUUGUGAUAAGGUAAGGUGUGCCUAUGAUAAUGUCAAGCCACAUCCCUCUAAAAGCCCAAGUGACAUUUAAAUGCAGUAGAUGUUUACAGGUAUGCUUUGCUAGAUCCUAUCAAUGAAAAGUAACUAGGUGGGAAUGUCUUGCCUACAUCAACAAACCUGUCAACAGCCACAUAACAACUGCUUUGUGCCGAGGUCUCUGGUCUCUGCAGCAACCAUCCAAUGUAUAAACACAGAAAUGCUAGGAUUUGUGAAAAAUGUUCUGCAAGUCAGAUUUCAGAAGUCUUAGUUUUCUUAACAAGGAGGGCUACAGUGUUGUUUAUCAGUGCAACACCCAUGAACAUGUAAGAAACAGGAUGUCCCCAGAGCUGACUGUUGUGCUUCUUAGGAAGAUUCAGAAGACAGAUGAAGAAUGACCCUGUCUUGAGAGUGAGGCCUGUAUUUGAAUAGUUCUGGCUUAAUUCUGGAUUUUGCUGUCCAAGGAUUAUCUUCCUGGGUCGUGACAGUUUAUUAUCUGUUUGUGUUCAAUGGGACAACGAAUUCACUUUGUGGUUGACCCUCAGGGUUGGUGCUGCAUGGGCCUAAUUAUCUUCGUCUGGCUGUACAAUACAAUCUUCAUUCCAAAGGUCAUCCUUUUUCCUCAUUAUGAAGAGGGAAAUAUUUCAGUUGUGGCAGUUUUGUGUUAUUACUUCUGCUCAUUGUUUUGUAUAGCUUCAUUAUUUAGAGCCUCAGUAGCAGAUCCAGGAAAACUACCUGAAAAUCCAAAGAUACCAAUUACAGAACAAGAACAUUGGGAGCUGUGUAACAAAUGUAGUAUGAUGAGACCAAAGCGUUCACACCAUUGCAGUCGCUGUGGACAUUGCGUGAGGAGGAUGGAUCACCACUGUCCAUGGAUUAAUAAUUGUGUUGGUGAAGACAAUCACUGGCUGUUUUUGCAGCUGUGUUUCUACACUCAGAUCCUUAGUUCCUAUACGCUGAUACUUGACUUUUGCCAUUACUACUACUUUUUGCCUCUGAAAAAAGAAAACUGGGACGUGUUUGUAUUUAGACAUGAACUUGCUCUCCUAAGAUUAUCUGCCUUCAUGGGUCUAAUAAUACUAGGUGGAAUAAGUCGACUCUUUUAUACUCAGCUAAUGGGUAUUUUCACUGACACUACAAGUAUAGAAAAAAUGUCAAACUGUUGUGAAGACAUAUCGAGGCCCCGAAAGCCAUGGCAGCAGACCUUCUCAGAAGUUUUUGGCACUCACUGGAAGAUCCUGUGGUUUAUUCCUUUCAGGCAGAGGCAACCACUGCGAGUUCCCUACCACUUUGCCAAUCACGUCUAAACAGAUGGAUGGUGGGCACAGAUGGGUCCUCCAUGCUGGAAGUGCAUUACAGGUUUUAUGAUAAUAGGACUAUGACAAUCUUCAAGUCAAUUAAAAUCCAGUCAUAGGCAUCACAGUGUGCCCUGGGCAUUAUUUUAGUUAUGGUCUUGAUUUUAUUCUGAAAUCAAUGCAAGUUAAACAAUCAACUUCAGGCUUAUUUACUUUAAAAUUAGCUUUCCAAAGAGAUUCCUUUUGUCUUCAAGGUUAGUACCAGAAGUAAGCAACUGGAAUGUAGUCUUCAUCCAACUUGAUACUGGCUCUUUUUUU